Molecule: messenger RNA, 384 nt
Organism: Penicillium robsamsonii
Lineage: Eukaryota; Fungi; Ascomycota; Eurotiomycetes; Eurotiales; Aspergillaceae
Exons: 3
Coding region: 1-384 (127 amino acids)
Source: RefSeq, a predicted model, not a curated record
AUGGCGCCCAUCCCAGGAAUGAUACGUGAAGCUCGAUUUGAGAGACAGCACCGCAUAUACUGGACAGACUACGGGAUGUACACCGAGAUAAAAACAACUGACAUGCAAACUAGCUACAGCAAGCUGGCAAACGUUUCUCACGAGUUCCAGGAUAAAUGGGUGACCAUUGCCAGCGUUCUUUUCGCGAUUAUCAUGGUGGGCAUCAUCGCCCACUUUUGCUUUGGGGGGAGACACAGGUAUCCGCGACAAAGUGCAUCUACCGAGGAUAAGAUGAAGCUGGAGGACGCUGAGUAUCUGGAUAUGACUGAGGAACCCCGCUCAGAUGGCGGCUGGAUGUGUUUCAUUAUGGCCUGCCAUGCUGCCAUUACCCUCGGUGUUGUCUGA